Messenger RNA from Prosopis cineraria, 979 nucleotides. Its product is annotated as WUSCHEL-related homeobox 4-like. The record is from RefSeq and is a predicted model, not a curated record. The transcript has 3 exons. NCBI's taxonomy places the organism in Eukaryota, Viridiplantae, Streptophyta, Magnoliopsida, Fabales, Fabaceae. Gene Ontology annotation, cellular component: nucleus. Gene Ontology annotation, molecular function: DNA binding; DNA-binding transcription factor activity. Gene Ontology annotation, biological process: phloem or xylem histogenesis; procambium histogenesis; cell division. The coding region runs from base 83 to 766 and encodes 227 amino acids.
AAUUUGGUGGUGAAGGCACCACCUCAUUCCCCAGUGUGGUGCCCUAUAAAAAUUAGUCUGAGGGCUCGGGGAGGGGCAUGGUAUGCAGUUAUCCACCAUGGGAAGCAUGAAGGUGCAUCAGUUGGCACGUGGACUCAUUUGGGAGCACGAACCCUCCCUCACGCUCGGCUUCAAACGCUUACGACCUCUUGCUCCUAAGCUCCACAACACUACCCACUCUCACUCUCUUUCCUCUUUCGAUCUCAACUCCUUCAUCAGACCCGAAAGCGGCCCCAGAAAACUCCCUUCCCCUCACCUUCACGUCAACAAAGAUUCUCCACCCCAGGUGGAAACGCACCCAGGAGGAACGAGGUGGAAUCCGACGCAGGAACAGAUAGGGAUAUUGGAGAUGCUGUACAGGGGUGGAAUGCGAACUCCGGAUGCUGAGCAGAUAGAGCAGAUCACUGCUCAGCUAGGCAAGUACGGCAAGAUCGAAGGCAAGAAUGUUUUCUAUUGGUUCCAAAACCACAAAGCCCGUGAACGACAAAAGCAGAAACGCAACCCUAAUACCAGUACCACUUCUUCUAGUCCUCCGCCUGCCACUGCCAUUCCUUUUACUUUAGAGACACGGGGCCCAGUAGCAGAGAUAGAGCAAGAUAACCCGUUGAGGAAGAAGUGUAGGAGCUUGGCGUUUGAGUGUUUUCAGUUAGAAGAAAGCAGAUUUUUACGUAGAGAUGAGGAAUAUACAACUCUGGAGCUUUUCCCGUUGCACCCGGAAGGCAGAUGAAGGGGUUUCGCGCUAUUUAUGUUCCUACUUCCUCAACUUCACUGAUUUCGACAACUAGCGACUUCUUUAAAAUUGUGCUUUCGUUGUCUCCUUUUCUUUCUGUUGGCAAAUUAACAGGUAGCACAGAGCGGUCUGUCUGUACUGCUCUACUGCUCAAUGUACUCAGCCACUAUUCCUGACUUUAAAAAUAUGGAAGCGCCAUUUGUGUCUCUA